Messenger RNA from Nezara viridula (southern green stink bug), 1696 nucleotides. The record is from the annotation of a GenBank genome assembly. NCBI's taxonomy places the organism in Eukaryota, Metazoa, Arthropoda, Insecta, Hemiptera, Pentatomidae.
AAAAAAAAAACUUUUUAAUUUCAAAAAAAUUAUUUAUUAUAUUUUUAUUUAAUUAUAAAACAUUUUAACUAACCUAUUUAAUGUAAAAAUUUGACAGUUUUGAUGAAAUAUUUAAGGCGUGUUAUCCUCGCGUAAGGUUUCAAAUAACUUGGCAUUUACGCUGUACGAGGACAAAACUUAGUUUCGGAUAGAAUUGGAUAUUUACUGUUGAUGUUCCAUUAUGAAUGAGAGUAAUCUUCAAUCGACUCCCAAAACCAAUGCCGCUACUGGUUUCUUCCAAACCACCACUCCUAAACAAGCGGGCGGUGUUAGCUUUGGUUCUACUACCAUGUUUAUGCCUCCAGCAUCUUCCUCUAAUACAAGUACUCCAAAGACUACAGCAACAGGUAAUGCAACAUUGUUUAGUUUAUCUACUACAACAGCUACCUCUGCUCCAAUGGCUAGUGGUGCAGUUACAACAUCAUCAUUUCCCAUUAGUUCUUCCCCAUUAACUACUCAGCAGUUCAAGCAACCUUCUACUUCUCAACCUAUGCAACUGAAAACAACUGCUAGUACCGCUAUGCCUUUGGGUACUGGCUUAUCAUCAAUCGGAGGAAAUGCUCCAGCCAGUACUGGACUGAAUUUCGGAAGCACUGCUAAAUCUACUAAUGCUGGAGCCACUUUGUUCAGUGCAACUAAAAGCGCACUUGCGCCUGCCAACACGGCUGCGACAACUUCAUCUUUAACAUUGCCACCUUCUUCCACAACAUCUCUCACUAGUUCAUUAUCAAACAAACCUGUUACUAGUACUGGUCCUUCAAUCUCUCAGCAACAAAAUCUUACAUUUCAACAAUUGGAAGAAUUGAUUUUGAAUAAAUGGACUGCAGAAUUAUACGAACAGGAGAAAGUAUUUUUAAAUCAAGCAACACAGAUUAAUAUAUGGGACAAGGUUAUUAAUGAAAAUGCUGAAAAAUUAACUCAGUUACAUUCUACUAUGGAGAAAGUACGGAAGCAACAAGGAAAAAUAAAUGAUGACCUAGAAAUUAUAUUUACUCAUCAGAAGGACUUGGAAGCAUGUCUUGUUCCCAUGGAAAAGGAAGACUUACUUUCGGUCCUUAAGGCUGAUCCGAAUAGAAAAAAUCUGUAUAUAAAUGCUAAGAAAAUUGAUUCUCAGAUUAAAACAAUGUCAGAGGAUUUGAAGGAAACAAUUGAACAUAUCAAUGAAACGUCACGAUCACAUGAUACAGAAGAUCCCGUCAUCCAGGUAGGGCGAAUUUUAAAUGCUCACAUGGAAUCUUUAAGAUGGAUAGAUGAGCAUACUGCUAGAAUGCAAGAUUAUUUUGAUUCUUUAUUAAAAAUGCACGAUGACUUGAGGAGGGAAUGUGAGAUAAGCAAACAUGAUGUAUAUUAAAUUGUAUAUAGUUGCCUAAGUUUGAAAACAAAAACAUUAUAAAAAUGAAUACUCUGUGAAAACCAACUGUGCUAUGUUAUUGAUAAUAAUAUUAAAUAUAUUUUCAUGUUUGUAAAUAAUGAUGGUUUGUAAAUUCUACUUGAAUUUUGUCAUUACCAAUUCUAUUUUUAUUUCUAAGUAUAUAUUUUUUUUUGUAAUUUAAAAAUUGUUCAACUCUAAUUUUUUUAUAAAUAUUUUAAUUAAGAUCCACUUUUGAAAAUAAAUAAAAUAAUGUAUUUUCUAAUGUCUGUAAAUAUAUCAUUUCAU